AUGAAUUAAUUUAAUAAGGAAGAGUAUUUAUUUUUAGCUAAGAUUGCCUAGUAAACAGAAAGAUUUAAUGAUAUGAUUGAAUUUAUCAAACAAAUUGAUGACUUAGAACUUACAAAAGAAGAACGCAACACACUUUAAUCAGCCUAUAAUAAUGUGGUAUAGAAAUCUCUUAAUAGCAUUAGAUUGGUAUUAAAAGAGCUGAAUUAAGAGUAUUGUAGGAAAUAGAAGAAAGAGAAUCAAAUAGGUAGAGUGAUGGAUAGGUCUUAUUAUAUAUAAAGAAUUAUCUAAUUAAAAUUGAAAAAGAGUUGUAAUAGAAAUGCUAGGAGAUAAUUAUAUUAGUCAGAGAUAAAUUAUUAUAAAAUGCUAAAUAAACUGAAAGCAAAGUGUUCUAUUUAAAAAUGAUUGGAGAUUAUAAUAGAUAUUUGGCAGAAUUUCAUUUGGAGAAUGAUUAACACAAUUCAAUUGAUCAAGCAAAAGAAGCUUAUAAGUAUUAAUCAUUUAGAAUUAGAGAAGCCGUUCUAAUGGCAUAAACAAAAUUGUCUCCAACAUUACCAUUGUACUUGAGAUUGAUGCUAAAUACUUCUGUAUUCAUAAGUGAUAUUUUAUCUGAUGUUGAAGGAGCCAGAGAAUUAGCAAAAGAAUCUUUUGAAAAAGGAAUUUUAUUUUUGGACCAUGUCAAAGAAGAGAAUAUCAAAGAUUAUUAAUGUUUGUUAUAAUUGCUUAGUGAUAACAUACAACUUUGGGAAUAAGAAUCUAAUCUAGAAAUGAAUAUAUUAAAUUAAUAAUGAAUAAAUUUAGUAGAGAAGAAUUUUUAUUCUUAGCUAAAAUUGCAUAACAGACAGAACGAUUUAAUGAUAUGAUAGAAUUUAUUAAGCAUUUCUUGGAUCAAGAAUUAAAUAAAGAAGAGAGAAGCAUUUUAUCUGCAGCUUAUAAAAAUGUGGUAUCUAUCAAAUUGCUUAUUCAAAUUUUUAGGUGGGUAAUAAAAGAGCAGAAUUAAGAGUACUCACUGCUAUUGAACAAAAAGAGUCAAGAAAAUAAACUGAUCAAUAUACAUUAAAUUAUAUCAGAAAUUACAAACAUAAAAUUGAAGGUGAACUCAAAAAUUCAUGUGCUGAAAUACUCAAUUUAAUUGAUAGUACUCUCUAUCCAAAUGCAAAAUAAGUUGAUAGCAAAGUCUUUUAUUUAAAAAUGAAGGGAGAUUAUAAUAGAUAUUUGGCAGAAUUCUUAUUAGACAAUGAAUAUCAUAGUGCUGUAGAAUAAGCUACACAAUCUUAUAAGUAAUUUAUUUAUUAUUAAAAUAUAGAGAGGCUGAUGUCUUGGCUAAGUCAAAUUUAUCAACUACAUCUCCAAUUAGAUUGGGUUUACAUCUUAAUCAAUCAGUAUUUUAUUAUGAAAUCUUAUAAAAUGCAACUGAAGCUAUUAGAAUAGCUAAUGAUGCAUUUGAAUAAGCUAUUGCUUAGGUUGAUACAGUGAAUGAAGAGAAUUAUAAAGAUUGCACUCUAAUUAUGCAAUUAUUAAGAGACAAUUUAACUUUAUGGAAUAAUCCAGAAGAAGAAGCUAAUGAUGAUUAAUGA
Messenger RNA from Paramecium pentaurelia, 1574 nucleotides. NCBI's taxonomy places the organism in Eukaryota, Ciliophora, Oligohymenophorea, Peniculida, Parameciidae. The record is from the annotation of a GenBank genome assembly.